This is a messenger RNA of Manduca sexta (tobacco hornworm), 1060 nucleotides long. RefSeq lists its product as uncharacterized. The coding region runs from base 292 to 1011 and encodes 239 amino acids. NCBI's taxonomy places the organism in Eukaryota, Metazoa, Arthropoda, Insecta, Lepidoptera, Sphingidae. The record is from RefSeq and is a predicted model, not a curated record. The transcript has a single exon.
AAACCCUGACCCAAACAUCAUUACACAAAAUAUUCUAAGCAUUCCGAGUAUUGUUCAAACUCCAUAGUUCAUUGUCGAUUUGUGAAUUUGUCAUAAUUCUCUUUAAAAUUUAUUAUUAAACAAUAUUUGUUAGCAAACAGUGAUAAACUUAUAUAUGAAGAAGUGUUAUUUUAUAUAAUAAUUUGGCCAGUAGGUAAUUUUUUUUAAACAAACAAAACAAAGGCGAAUAUAUAAUUGUUUUGACGAGUUCAUGAAAACAGAUCAUAGUAAAGAUUUGGUUUUAUCGAAUUAAUGGCAGAAUCCGGAAGAGGCAAGCAAACUGGCGAAGGGGGUGAGGUUAUACUCGAAGGUUGGACUAAGGAAGAAAAAUUAGAACUUUUGUUCGCACUUAAAUGUUAUGGCUCUAAAAAUAUUGACCAAAUUCAAGCAGAAAUCCCGAGUAAAACAGUGGAGGAGAUAAAACAUGCCGUUAAUAUAUAUAAGAAAAAAGCUUUAAAACAACAUAAACAGAUAGAGAAAAUGAAGAAAAAACAAAUAAGAAAAAGAAGUAAUCCACGCAUUCCAUUAGCCAGUUGGGCAAAGUUUUUGGUAGAUUCAUUGGGUUAUAAAGAUCUUGAAACAGAAACAUCUACUGCUCUCCGUUUGAUUGCAGAUUUGGAGAAGAUUCCGUCACCUUUAUCUACAGAGAAUGUUAAUUUCUCACAAAUUUACCAUCAAAUAGCCAAUGCAAUGGAAGGUAAACCAUUAAAAAAUGAUCAUAUGGUUUGCCCUAUUCUCAAUAAGUGUAUCUUGGAAACAGCAUUAGUCAGUAAAGCAUUUAUUAAAAACAGUGUGUACAAGUUUGUUGUAAAUAGUAUUAAUAUAUCUGACAGAGAAAUGAAUUUGUUUCCUCAACCAACACAUGACCAUGAAUUAUCCACUCUACGACAUUUGGCAGCACAAAGAAAAUAUAACCCACUCAAUAUUAAUGAAAGUUUUUUGUCACCUACACUGUCUAGAGAAUUUAGUUAGAAAUGUUUGCAUGUUUUUUUAACAUAUGAAAUAAAUAAUGUACACAAAU